AUGGAGGAGCUGAAACACAGAGGGAAGAAAAGGGAGGGUCGACACAGAGAUACUUGGGACCCUUUCCAGUUAAAUCCUAUUGGUGCUGAGAAAGAACAACAGAGGAGAUGCUUCACUUUGGGACAACACCUGGUGGCAUUAAUUGUGGGGCUAUUCGUCCUGACAACUGCCAUUAUCAGCAAGGGUUCUCUGCUGGUACUUUGCAUGCUGUCCAGCCCUGCUUCGCUAAGAGGAAAAGACCAGCAAUUUUACAUUCUCAUGCUGGUAUUCUGUUUGGUUGUUCCAAACCUACUGAUGUUCUUGAAGUCACUGUGGAAAUGUGCUUUCAAGAAUUUUGUUACCCCAAACAUGAAGACCAUGGGACUUAUGUGCACGAUUGAAGCCCUGGUAUCACUGGGGACAUCACUUCUUGUGCUCGUUGUGAUGCCACAGUUUGAUGUUCUCACCAACCUUUUUAGUACUGGAGGAAUUUGCUUUCUUUCUGCACUUUUGCAGGUUGUGUUUCGCUUACAAAGAGAGAGUUGGAAAAUUAUCUUUCCAAUUUGUUCUCUGAUUCUUGCACUGACAGGCUACAUUCUUUUAUCAGUAGAUUAUUAUGUACGAGUUACGACUUUCGUUGACAACCAGAAAGAAAGUUGCUAUGUGUACGUUGCAAUUGCUCUCUUUGCAUCUGUGUUGGUAUCACUCAAUUGGUGGGAGAACCCUAUGCAGGCCAGCAAUAACAUUCAGGAGAUGCUUACUGAAUUAGAUGGGUUCAGAGAUUUUGUCUUCGUGAUUUCCAGCCUUUUGAGGAUGGUGAUUAUCGGUGCUGUCUAUGCAAUUCACUCUCACUUUGUUCAGGGUAUUAAUUGGUCAUACUUCAAUGAUGUUCCUCAGGAUGCACUAAACCUGGGCAUUGGAAUAUUGUUACUCCAAGCCUUUUCCUCUGCCAUAUGCCACUGGUUUGGGGUGGUGGCAUGUAAAAUUCAUGCAGUCCGUUUUAGCUUUGCCCUCCCUCUUUCAUGCACUGGGCCUGCAGUCCUCAUUACAGGCAUUGCACUCUUUCUAGCACAAGCCAGUGACCUACAUGACGGUGCCGCAGGAAAUUUCACAACCUUCUGUUCCAGCUUAAAAAACAUUGCGUACAAGAAUACCACACAAAUCAUAUUGGCUGAAAUAUCCAACAGCAUUUGUAGGACGACACUAAAUAGCCACUAUGAGUCUUGGCCCUUUGCAAUGCUAGCCCUAGAGGGAGUGUGUAUGUGGCUUGCACUCAUGGCUUCUACAUACCACGUGUGGAGGAUCAAAGUUCAGAGGAUAGAGCGGACAACCCAGCUGUUUGUUCGCCGGCUGUACGAGUCUGCGUUCAUUGAUCAGUCUAUGUUGCUGAACACCAAAAUGAAGGUUGUGAGAGCAAGGAACCAAGAAAGUCAUGAUGAACUUGAAAGUUGUGUCAUAUACCUUUGUGCAACUAUGUGGCAUGAAACAUAUGAUGAAAUGCUUAAGAUCCUCACAUCAAUGUUUCGGUUGGACCGAUACAGAGGAGAUCCAAAAGAAGAACAUAAAGAUAAUUUUGACUUUGAAUGCCAUAUAUUUGUGGAUGACUCUUUUCGGACAGACAAAGAAACGGGGAAACAGUUUGUCAAUGAGUAUGUGAAUGAUCUCAUCCAUGUGGUCAUAGAAGUGUACAGGGUGUUUACAAACAAAGAACCAGACGAUGUGUCCAUUAUUGAAACACCAUAUGGUGGACGAUUAAUGUUUGUGAUGCCAGAGGGAAAUAUGUUGUACAUUCAUCUCAAAGAUAAACAACUUAUCCGAAACAAAAAGAGGUGGUCACAGAUAAUGUAUUUGUACUAUUUACUUGGCUGGAAAGGCUACAUUGUCAAAAAUCCUCAAAAAAUAACGAGGCAGAACAACCCAUGCCGUGCAAGUCUUAUAUCCCUGGACGGCGAAAGUUUCCUCUUGCCAACUCACGACAAUGACAACAAGAGGAGGUAUAUAUCAGAUGACAACACAUACAUCAUGGCGUUGGAUGGGGAUACCGACUUCCAUCCCUCUGCCUUAAUCUUGCUGGUCGAUCGCCUUCGAAUGUAUGAAAAUGUAGGCGCAGCCUGUGGAAGAAUCCAUCCAACGGGAAUGGGACCAAUGGUGUGGUAUCAGAAGUUUGAGUAUGCUGUGGGACAUUGGCUUCAGAAAACAGCUGAGCAUGUCUUUGGAUCUGUCCUCUGUAGUCCUGGAUGCUUCAGUUUAUUUAGAGGCUCAGCACUAAUGGAUGACAAUGUCCUGAAAAGAUACACUACAACUGCCACCAGAGCGUCUGAAUAUGUCCAAUAUGAUCAAGGAGAGGACCGCUGGCUUUGCACUCUUCUGCUACAGCAGGGCUGGAGGGUAGAGUACAAUGCAGCCUCUGAUGCCUACACCAACGCCCCUCAGGAGUUCAAAGAGUUCUACAACCAGAGGCGCCGCUGGGGACCCUCCACCCUGGCCAACACUCUGGAUCUCCUGCACAGUGGAAGAGAAACAGUCAAGAGGAACAGCUCUAUCUCCAUGCUGUACAUUAUAUAUCAGAUCUUCACCGUGGGCUCUUCAAUUCUGGGACCUGCUUCUGUCAGCUUGAUGAUAGCCGGUGCUUUCCAGUUUGUGUUUAAGAUGGAAGGAACCCUUGCAAUCAUAGUCUCUGUCAUCCCUCCUGUUGUAUACAUGCUUAUAUGCUUCACAUGCAAACCAAACCUCCAGAUCACCAUUGCGGCUAUUAUGAGCGUUCUGUAUGCCUUCCUGAUGACUGCCUCCCUCUUCUCCAUAAUAGGUGACAUGGUUAUCCAAGAGACCUUCAUCACACCAACCGGAAUCUUCUUGGUAUCCAUGAGUAUCCUGUAUGUUGUUACAGCUAUACUUCAUCCCCAGGAGUUCAGUUUGAUUAUCUAUGGACUGAUGUAUUUCAUCUGCAUCCCCAGUGGAUAUCUCCUGCUCACCAUUUAUUCACUGGUCAAUAUGCACAUUGUGUCCUGGGGAACGCGUGAAUCAAACAGGGACAAAGUGGAGGGGAAAGGUGUUGGUGUUCUGUGUGACCGCAACUGCAAACUCUGUUGCUGGGAUUUGAAGUUUCAAGUCACCCAGGAGACAACAAAUGUGGCUUUGCAGCAAAUACAGAAUGCUCUCAAUCAAAAUACAAAAGCUGACCAAAGGAUCAUUGUGCAAGAACAGCUUCAAAGCCCGCAGGAAAAUAUUAGCAAUGCUCAACCAGAAAAGCACGCCUUGGAAAAUAAUUACCAGACCAUUCAACCCCAGAUGUCCAACUCCAAGCGUAGACUGUCUGACACCAAAGUGGCCACCAGAGAUGAGAGUGACAGUCGUUCUAUUAAAAGCAGUGACAGUGAUGACAGCACUGAUGUAGACGAUGACUAUGAAAGCAGUGACGAUGAAGUUCCACCCACAGCCUGGGUAACUCCUGUUAAAACGGAAUUCCUAAAGAAACUGACAUAUGCCAAUAUGAAGAGGAACCUGCAGGAGCAGAUCCGCUACUCUCUGAGGAACAAGAAUCAAGAGGACGUGUGUGAAGAGCUGGUGAUGAUGCUGACCGACACAGUUAAUGGAGAACUGAAAGACAAGGUGGGCCCAGAGGAUGUGCUGACAGACAGCCAGCUGGAGGAGCUGCAGUAUGCUCUGAAUGAGACUGCCAGGAGAAUCCUCAAAACUAACCGCAUGGAGAGACUGGAGAGGAGGGUGAAACGUGCUAUUGAAAAAACACUGAUCGCUCCUCAGGUUGAGAAGCUGACUGAGGAUGAACAUGACUUCUGGAAGAAAUUGUUAGAAAGGUAUCUGGCACCGAUAGUGGAUGAGAAAGCACAUAAGGAUGAGGUAACAAGGGAACUGAAGUCCCUAAGAAACAAGGCAACGUUUCUGUACUUCAUUUUGAAUGUCUUGUGGGUUGUGGCCACUUUCUUCCUUCAAGCAAUUGGUGACACAAUCAGCAUCAAGAUUCCCAAGUAUUAUCCAAAUGGCACAAAAUCUGAUGAAACCAUGAAUGUGGAACCUCUGAGUCUGAUGUUUCUCCUGUCAUUCGCCGUCCUUCUACUCGUUCAGUUCCUGGCUAUGCUUUACCACAGGAUUUACACCCUGAUCCAUGUGGUGUCCUACAGAAGCACAGAAAAAGACUACAAGGUCAAUGAUGAUGAGGACGACGAUAUUCUGACGCUUGAAAACCAUAUUGCAAAUGGUCUUGUGAUCACCACUGAUGACUUGUGAGACUGUUGAUGAUUUUAUUGUUACUGGCUUCUCUAUAAAUCAUGGAUGAUCUCAUUAUAGUGUGGAAUAUGGAAUAAUGUGGAAUAAGCCCGCUGCACAGAGCCAUUUUUGUGUUAGUAAGUUUACAAUUCUCAAUUCUUAAUUCUACAAUUCUCAGGUUAAUGUCACUGUCUUACUCAAGCAUAAUGCCUGUUAUGAUCUUCAAACUGCAAAAGAUUUAUGCUGAAUAGUGACAUAUGUCAUUAUUUUAAUGGGUAGGAAAGCAGUAGUUAAACACAACUCAAGACCAGAUUUCAGCUGUAAACCAGUCUAUUGCCCACAGCGUCUUUAGUACUCUUACAUCCAUGUAAUUUAUUUAUUUAGUGGACGUGACUUUCUCUGUUUGUAUACUAGAGCCAAAGAUAGGUUAAGAAUGAUUAUUCUUACAGGUAUUAGUACCUGAAGUGUCCUAGAAUAAUAAGUGAGGAGGGACAGAUAUGAAAGCACUUUACUUGGAGAGCAAUAAAAUUGAAAAGAGACAGAGGCGGUGGUUACUCUUUUUCUGUGAUCUUCCAGUGGCUUAAACUGAUGUAUUGGU
Megalops cyprinoides (Indo-Pacific tarpon) is the source of this 4801-nucleotide messenger RNA. RefSeq names its product chitin synthase 1 (gene chs1). The record is from RefSeq and is a predicted model, not a curated record. Bases 1 to 4224 code for a protein of 1407 amino acids. Gene Ontology annotation, cellular component: cell periphery; cell septum. NCBI's taxonomy places the organism in Eukaryota, Metazoa, Chordata, Actinopteri, Elopiformes, Megalopidae. Gene Ontology annotation, molecular function: chitin synthase activity. The transcript is spliced from 19 exons.